AGUCUGUAACCUGAAGCAUAUGUAACCUGAAGCGUAUGUAACCCGAGGUACCACUGUACUUCGGUUUGCUCACUCUUCUCAGUCCGAGAGCCCCAUUUGGAAUCCCCUCCGAGGGUUGCAUGCCAGUGGUGGGCAUAGUGAAAGUGAGCACAGCCAAUGCGCCCACUCUCCGACAUGGAAGGCGGCUGACAAAUUAGGCGAAGGGAAGGUCGUCUGGCAAACACACUCACACUGCAGGGGUCGGAGAUCUUUGUUGCUAAGAUAUGUUAGGACCUGACUCCUUACUAAGAUACAUUAUUUGUCUAUAGUGAAUAGGUUUAUUAACAGAACCAUGUUACCAUGUUGGCAGAGAUGAACUGAAAGCAGGCAAACCAUCUUAUCCAGUUCUCUGCCAUAUUUGCGCUGGUAUGGCAGAAGUGAGGACAGAGUGGCAUUUUCCCUCCUGCGGCUAUUUCUGGUUUUUAUUUUUGCAGCCAAUUUCCCUCUCGUUAUUUCCAGUGGAAGAGAAACUGCAUGUACACAGGGCUGGCAUAUAUUUUCCCCAUUUCAGAAGCAUGUCAGGGGACAGAGAAUGCUAUGGAUCCAUUCAUUGGCAACAUGCCAUCACCAGACUGCCCUCAGCAUGCACCCUCUUUGCGUCUACAAACACUGGAGCUUGUAGUGUUGGAAGGCAAGGACUAGAAUUUUCCAUGACAGCAGUGUGGGAACUCUCACAACAGACCUCUCACUUUACCCUCAGAGAAGGAUCAGUGGUCUCUGGGAUGUCCUCCCAGGACUUCCCUGGGACUGCUUUAUCCUGUGAGAUCAGCAGAGAGACCUUCAAAUAUUUUCUGCUUCUCUUGGUUUAUUCAAUUCAUACCUGAGCAGGGGAAACAGGCCAAAAAAUCCAACAGAUACCAACAGAUAAAGCAGACAGCUGGAUACAGUAAUUCUUUAAGGAAGCAAUGAAUAUCUACCGAUAUGAAACUUCAGUAGGGCAUUAUAUUCUAUUUACUGCAAGAACUGGUAUACAUUUAGUGUAUGAAGGAGCUUCAUUUGUUGAAUGGGAAUAUUCCGUAUUAUGUACUAUUGAUGAUAAAAGUUCACGUACCCCAGAAUUGAAUUGUCCAGUUGCUGGAACUCAUAUGGUUAAACCAAAGAUUCGGGGGUCUCUGACAUUUCAGGAUAGGGAACGCUACUUAACUAUAAAUGCUGAUUUAGAUUGUUUCUUGUGGUAUGUGUAUACUUCCUUCACAAGAUCAUCAAUACAUAGCGCUCAUGUGACUCUGGUUGUAUGGAUUUAUGACCCAGAAAAUGCUGAUAGUAAAGAAAUGAGCCAUACUGCGAAAGGACCACCAGAACAUUCUAAGACACUUUCCAGACAGUUCUUGAAUUUGGGACAAUCACCUUCAGUUAAGAUGCUUCACGUCAGUGAAGACAGCAGAGAAUUGGAAGAAUCAGAAUAUUCAGCUGACGGAUACUGGGAGAUUGACGUGCCUAGCAUUUCAAAUUACAUCAUUGGAGUAGUCAUUGGAAAACCAGUUACUUUUCAGGGUUGUUUUGUUGCCCGGACUCCUUUUACCAUGGCAAAAUCAGAAAUUCCUCCAGUCAACGUACAUGAUGUCUCUAUCUCGACUCCAGCUGGUAGUGAGCUCAUGAUAACUUGGUCAGCAUGUCAUACAACUAAAGCAGUUGUGGUGACAAAUUAUGGAGCUUUCCUAACACAUGAUGAGUUCAGACAUACAAAAAAAAUCACAUUUCCCUCCACUGUAUUAGAUCCAGCUGUAGCUCAGAAAGUAAAUGAUGUAGCCAUAGUACAGGUACACAUUGUAUUUUUAAUAGACAGUUCUGCUUAUUUUAUAAACAAUGACAAGAUGUUCAGAGUUGGAAAACAACAUAAACUUCCAGAACGUGGAAUUCUUGGGAUAAAAGAAAGAAUCUGGUGUCUAAGGAACUAUCCAGUUCAAGUGCUGGCAUCAGAUUUAAGUGAAGCAAUCCUAUGGACAAAAACAGAAAUAUUCCUCAUGUACCCAUCAAGAAAUAUAACUGAUAUGUUUGCUCUAGUCAUGGAAGUAGAUGUCUUAAAGAGUCUGACAGGAUUCAAAGACCACGUUACUUUAGCUGUAAUAAGUGCUUGCUAUGAUUCAGUCCCUUCUGAAAUUUCAGUCUUACUGGCUUGUACUGGAUGCAAAACCUCCACACAAUUAUAUGUGGCAGGAUUUAAUGAAGACGAGGGCCACUGGUUCUUGAGAGAUCUUUCCCUGCCUGCACCUACAAGUGACCCUCUGCACAUGGAAGUUGUGUUUGGAGCAUCAUCAUCUAUGCUGCUGUGGUACAGUGACAAGAUUAUUUAUUCUUACAAAGGAAGCAAAUUCACCGGAUAUAUUAAAGACACUGAGACAGGCGCGGAAUUAUCAGCAACAGCAUUAGGAACAGUUAUUCAUCAAGUUGUUAUUGGCAGUGCUGGAAACACUGUGAUUAAAAUGAAAAACAAUGACAUGUUUUUCUUAAAGUUUAAUAUGAAAGAUGUUCUAAAGCUCAGUGCUUGGGAAACUGAAGCCAAAGACUUUGCCAUAUAUGUGAAUGGGCAUGGUGACUUCUAUUUGCUCAUAAACAAUGGUACUCAUAUAUAUUACAAGGCUUAUCCACUGAAAACUGAAGUACUUAGUGCCACAAAUCCUUUAGGAGAGGUCUGUCCAUAUAUAUCAUUUCAGCACAAUAUGGAAGCAGAUACUUACUAUCUGGAUAUGGGAACAAAUAUGACCUUUUGGGCCCAGAUUGUCUUUCUGGAAAAUGUGGGAUUGUCCACAGAAGUUACAAUCUACAGGUCACACUUGCUGAAGCAAAAUAACUCUAUUCAAUAUGAAAUAGCACGUGGAAUUUGUACUAAGAAUCAGACUGUAACACUUUAUCAUGACCAUGAUUAUUCAACCGAGGGAGAGUAUGAAGAUGGAAUAAUUAGUUCAACGGGUAUUAUGACAAUUGAAGUGGAACCUUCCCUCACUGGAAGAACAUGUAUGACUCCCAACAAGGUAGCGCACAUAAAUGUUGGUUGUCCUGUAUUUCGAGACCUGGUUAUUGAAAAACCCACAAAUUGUAGCAAUCAAACUUUUACAUUCAAAAUACCCGCGAAAUAUCGAUGGGUCAAAACACAGGGAGAAGACUGGGUGCAAGAGUACAAUUUGGCACUAUUUGGUUGCCCAAUAGAGGUCCAUUACGCACGUCCAUUUCGUCCUACUGUUCUCUUAUAUGAGCGUGAAAAAAUGAUUGGGACUGUUGAGGCAAAUUAUAUCUUGUGGGAGAUGAAUGCCAGGAAUGACUACCAUUAUAACACAACAGUAAAACAGGUACGCUGUUUGAGCAAAGCACAAAAUAUGUCUUCAAUGGUUCCUCAGGAUCUAGAAAGCAUUACUGCAUAUACUAUAGAUCGCUAUUGGGGGAGACAUAAUUACGUGUCCUGUUUUAUGAGUGGUGGUGCUGGACUUCUAGGAACACUAGAUAAUCAAUAUGAACUCAUGAACCAUUCUGGCAUCAACUCUAUCAUUUGGCCUCAGGACUAUGAUGGCAUUUUCUUGUUCAGAUUGAAGAUAAUGGAUCCAAACUACAGCUUUUGUCCUUAUGAAGCUUAUUUUGCAGUUCGGACACAUGGCAUCAUUGAAAGCCUAAACAUGCUUAAGAUUGCCGGUUGGGCUUGUCUGAUAGUUGUUUUCUUUUGGGGAGUCCUUGCCUUCAGCUACUAUCGGUAUGUGAAAUUAUUUCGGGCACUCCAUUUUGUGGACCCAGUGGUGUCAUUUAAUUCAGAGAUUACUUCAAUGGUUUCUUCAAGUGAAGCAAAGAAAUAUGAGUAACCCAGUUACAAAUUAUUACUUGUACUUAUAAACUGCAUAUGAACAUACAAUACUGUAAUGUUUUAAACAAUUGUUGUAAUGUUUUAAACAAAUGUUGUAAUGUUUCAAACUAAGAUUAAUACAAGUAUACUUUUAAACACAAUUUUCUAACAUUCUCUAAAACCCUCAAAAGCUGAUCAUCUUAUAUUUUUCAAAAUCCCAAUCCCAAAUUGGUCCAUUCCUUCUGUGCAAUAAUUUUUUAACAAUAAAAUAAAAUAUUUAUUCAGGAAUGGUUCUGUUAUGUUAACAAUGACCUCUGGAUACUCAAGAACUGAA
Podarcis muralis (Common wall lizard) is the source of this 4142-nucleotide messenger RNA. NCBI's taxonomy places the organism in Eukaryota, Metazoa, Chordata, Lepidosauria, Squamata, Lacertidae. The record is from RefSeq and is a predicted model, not a curated record.